Molecule: messenger RNA, 1254 nt
Organism: Naegleria gruberi
Lineage: Eukaryota; Heterolobosea; Eutetramitea; Acrasida; Naegleriidae
Exons: 3
Coding region: 1-1254 (417 amino acids)
Source: RefSeq, a predicted model, not a curated record
AUGUCAACACCCUCACGAUACGGCACCUCUGUUCAAUCAUCAGAUGAAGGUGGCCUCUCAGCAACCAUUGAUUCCUAUCAUGCCGAUGAUAGAAUCAGUGUAGAAAGUGCUCCGAAGAGACAAAGCCACGAAAACAAAUCGAAUAAUCAGGCGCACACCUAUGGAUCAUUUGUUGCGUAUUGUUUUUGCGUGAAUUAUAUUCUUGGAGUAGGAGUGUUGGGUGUUCCUAAUGGUUUUCAAAAGGGAGGAACUAUUAUUGGACCAGUUUUCUUAUUGAUUGUGACGAUAUUUGCUGCAUUGGUGUUGAAUUGGAUAUUGGAAACUCUGUGUAGAGCAACACCUUUCUUUAAGGAACAAGAAGAAGAAUCGAAACAUCUUCAAGAUGAGGACGUUUUGAGAUUGGAUGCCAGUAAUAAUUUAAUUGAAAUUGGUGAGGAGAAGGAUUUGUUUCAUUUUCCUGAACGUCGUUAUGAAAUGAAUGAAUUGUGUAGAUUGUUUUUGGGAAGAUUUGGCAAAAUUAUUUAUGAUAUUGCAUUGUGCUUUUACUUGUAUGGAUCAUUGUGGAGUUAUUCAACUGUUUUUGCUGAAAGUAUGGCUUCACACGUUCCAUUGCCAAUUAAUGGAUGGUACACUUGUAAUGUGAAUUCGGAUAAUUCAGUUUCAUGUGAUAUUUUGUAUAAGAUUUAUGUUGGUAUUUAUGCACUUGUUGUCAUUCCAAUGACAUGUCUCAAUUUGACUGAACAAAAACCGGUUCAAAUUAUCUUGACCAUUUUCAGAUAUGUUGCUUUGGCUUUAAUGAUUGUUGUUUCAUUCGUUUCAAUUUUUGUUGAUCCAUACUCUAGAUAUCCAUCUAAUCCUCACACUGCCAUGGAAAGACAUCCACCCUAUGUUUCUAAAACAAGUUUAGCAUCAGGUGAUGGAUUAUUUGUCUUACUUCCAAUUUGCAUUUAUGCUCAAAUUUUGCAUCACUCAGUUCCAGGGUUGAGUGAACCUGUGAGAAAUAAGAAACACUUGCCAGCAAUUUUCACCUCAACAUUUAUUACAACCUACUUGUUUUAUACCUUAUUGGGUGUCACACUUGCUGUAUAUUAUGGUGAAAAUAUUCAAGCUCCUUGCUCUCUCAAUUUUGGAUACUACAGAGGUGGUAAGCCAUUUGGUAUGAGCACACCAAUUUGGGCUGAAUUUAUUAUCUAUCUCAUUAUUUUAUUCCCUGCUAUUGAUGUCUUGUCUGCAUUCCCAUUGGUAAGUUAUUAG